AUGACCGCACUCCAAGUGCUCCAUUCAGGCAUACAGGCAAGCAUGAUCCUCACCACCCACCUCAUGGAGGAGGCCUCCUUCCUCUCUGACCGCAUCGCCGUCCUCGUCGCCGGCCGCCUCGUCGCCAUCCUCCAGCGCUUGCUCCCCUUGCACAGCUUGAUGAAGACGGAGCCGCCGCCCAUGCGCACGAUGUGCCGGUUGAGCACAUCGUCGUCGGAGUCGAAGAGGGGCUGCUCUAUGGGCCAUGGAGUUGCCGGGCACCUGCUUUUGCCGGGCACCUAA
Messenger RNA from Emiliania huxleyi CCMP1516, 282 nucleotides. RefSeq lists its product as hypothetical. The transcript is spliced from 2 exons. The coding region runs from base 1 to 282 and encodes 93 amino acids. Lineage: Eukaryota; Haptophyta; Isochrysidales; Noelaerhabdaceae. The record is from RefSeq and is a predicted model, not a curated record.